UUUUGACUAGCCUAUACAGAGUGACAUAAUACAUUUAUUUCCGAAAUGCUAUAGAUUUGGAUUGGAUAUACAGCCUUUGACAUAAAGACAUAGACCUACACUAUCACUCAACAGUGCCAUUGCCCACCAGUUGAGAAGACCUGCUAAUAUAUGAAUUAUCACACUUCUAUCUCUCAACUUUGAUUAUUCAUUUUAGUCCUGCAGACUUCCUUGUCCUAUUCCACUCUCUUAGUUUAUCUCAGAUUCCUUUUUGUCCUUUCAUUGACGCCAUAGUUGCUGUGUCCGUGUUUAAUUGAGGAUUGUCUUGGAUUAGCUGUUUGAGAAAGCCUUAAUCUGUUUGAGUCACUGAGACACAGUUUAUGAGAGAAGAGCUGAGGGUAAUCACAGAGAGUGCCAGGCAACAGAUGCGUCUCUGUUAGUUAACCUGAGAGAAACGUUUGAGGAAAACCACAUCACUUUGGGCAAAGACUUUAGAUGGACAGUGAGGGUGUCAAAGAACUGCAGAGUGAGGAAGACAUGGAGCAGGAAAUGUCCUCUGAGAAAGACGAGGACAGCGAAGCAGAGGAGGAAGAAGAAGCCGAGGAGGAUGAGGAGGAAAUGGCAGAGAUGCAGGACAGAGGGGAUCUGAGGGACAUGGAGGUCUGGAAUGGGUUUAUUUCGGGAGCAAGAUUUGCAGCUGAAGAGGAGGCGCUGUUGGACUGGAAGCCGGGUGACCCCGUGACCCCUCAGUACGUCCUCAGGCUACCAGGAUACACAGACGACUACCUUUGCUCCCCGGAAGACAACAUCUACAAUAUUAGCUUCUCACGAUUCAAAAUAAGAGACCUGGAAGGUGGAUCGGUCAUUCUGGACCUAAAACGACACUGUACUACAGAAAUAAUGGAUGUUAUAGAGCUGGAUGCCGGACGUUUUAUUCAGUAUCAUUUCAGUCCUGCAUUCCUCAAUCUCAGGGAGAUUGGAGCCACGCUUGAGUUUACAGUGGGCGGUAAGGCAGUCAACAAGUUUCGGUUAAUUGAGAGGCAUUACUUCAGGGAUCUGCUGCUGAAGACGUUUGACUUCGAGAUCGGUUUCUGCAUCCCACACAGCAGAAACACCUGUGAACACAUUUACUGCUUACCAGAUCUGGAUUCGCACACAAUUGAGGACAUGAUCAACCACCCUUUUGAGACGCGGUCAGACAGCUUCUACUUCGCCAAUAACACACUGAUCAUGCAUCAUAAGGCAGAGUACUCCUUCAGCCAGGGACUGGAGCUCACUGAGAACCAAACCUAAACAUCAAUCACAGUAUGGCAGCAGAAUAUACAGAGUAGUGCUGUAUAUUUGGUUUCAUAAACCAUAAACUAUAUAU
This is a messenger RNA of Puntigrus tetrazona (Sumatra barb), 1348 nucleotides long. RefSeq names its product unc-119 lipid binding chaperone B homolog 2 (gene unc119c). Lineage: Eukaryota; Metazoa; Chordata; Actinopteri; Cypriniformes; Cyprinidae. The record is from RefSeq and is a predicted model, not a curated record. Bases 475 to 1272 code for a protein of 265 amino acids. Gene Ontology annotation, cellular component: intercellular bridge; spindle pole; spindle midzone. The transcript has 6 exons. Gene Ontology annotation, molecular function: lipid binding. Gene Ontology annotation, biological process: negative regulation of caveolin-mediated endocytosis; positive regulation of protein tyrosine kinase activity; lipoprotein transport.